AACAGGAAACUCUGUUUCAUAAAUCACUUGAGGUCAAUGUACGGUUCGUCGUUAACACUCCAGCCGCUGACCAAUCUAAAGUCUUCCUUCAGUUCAUCUUGGAACAAAGCGCAAAGAUGGAAAUUAUUUGUCCGAUGAAUCUGUCAGGGGACCAGGUGACACCAAGGGCAAAAGGAACUCAAAAGCCUAUCGACUCACCGGAAGUAACAGAUAUGCAUUUGCUAAGAAUCUCACAGGAACUCCUUCCGGAUCAUUUCUCCGCUCUGCACCUUACUCUUGGGAUCAAACCAAGUAUUGCACAAGGUAUCCUAACGCAGAAGAUAAAUGACUAUCCAGAUACAUACAUGCACCUUCUGCAGCUGUGGAAGACAGAAUCCCAUAGGACCCUGAGAGACCUGGACCAGGUUCUUGUUGAGUCUAAGGCUGGUGGUCUUAGAUCCAAGUAUAAAUAAGAGCAAAAGUAGAACAUCUAAUUAC
Molecule: messenger RNA, 477 nt
Organism: Strongylocentrotus purpuratus (purple sea urchin)
Lineage: Eukaryota; Metazoa; Echinodermata; Echinoidea; Camarodonta; Strongylocentrotidae
Exons: 3
Coding region: 117-452 (111 amino acids)
Source: RefSeq, a predicted model, not a curated record